Molecule: messenger RNA, 682 nt
Organism: Leptopilina boulardi
Lineage: Eukaryota; Metazoa; Arthropoda; Insecta; Hymenoptera; Figitidae
Gene: RpS27A
Product: ubiquitin-40S ribosomal protein S27a
Exons: 4
Coding region: 148-618 (156 amino acids)
Biological process (GO): protein ubiquitination; modification-dependent protein catabolic process; translation
Cellular component (GO): nucleus; ribosome; cytoplasm
Molecular function (GO): protein tag activity; ubiquitin protein ligase binding; structural constituent of ribosome
Source: RefSeq, a predicted model, not a curated record
ACACUUUUGAUAUUGGUUGUAACAAAAUGGUUGACAGUGCGUAAUUUCCGUUUUCUCUAACAAUUUUCCCUCAGUUGGCAUCACUGACUGUUCCUUUCUUCCUGCACAUGGCGUGUUUCUAGUGAGUGUAUUGGAUAAUACAUCGCCAUGCAGAUUUUUGUAAAAACUCUUACCGGAAAGACCAUCACACUUGAGGUCGAAUCUUCGGAUACGAUCGAAAAUGUGAAGGCAAAAAUCCAAGAUAAAGAGGGUAUUCCCCCUGAUCAGCAGAGAUUGAUUUUCGCUGGUAAACAAUUGGAAGAUGGACGAACAUUGUCCGAUUAUAACAUUCAAAAAGAGUCCACCCUUCACCUUGUGCUUCGUCUCCGUGGAGGAGCGAAGAAACGCAAGAAGAAGAAUUACUCGACCCCAAAAAAAAUCAAGCACAAGAAGAAGAAGGUCAAGCUUGCAGUUCUUAAAUUCUACAAGGUGGACGAAAAUGGAAAAAUUCAUCGUUUAAGGCGGGAAUGCCCUUCGGAACAGUGCGGAGCUGGUGUAUUCAUGGCAGCCAUGGAAGAUCGCCACUACUGCGGAAAGUGCGGAUACACUCUCGUCUUUAAUAAACCCGAAGACAAAUAAAUUUAUAUAUUAUAUUUGUAUUUUGCAAUCUUAUUUGUAUUGCAAUAAAUUCUAGGAGAUACAA